AUGGAUGAAACGGAUCCGAGGUUCAGCAAUUUUCAGAGUGUACGAUUCCCAUUUAUUGAUUUGGGAGGUGCAUCUCCUCUCUUGGUACCUUUUCUCCUCUUGGCUUUGGCCUCUCCGCUUGUCUCGGCCUUCUCGGCCUUCGAUCCAAGCCCUCUUCAAGACUUCUGUGUCGCCAUCGAUGACCCAAGGAUGCUGAAAGUUCUGCAAGGACCCGAAGCUCGUCAAUGCAAACGAUUUCUUAAAUCUGGUCUUAACAUUUCAGGAGACGUCUCGAAUGCUAUUGGUUCUAAUGUCACUGCUGUUACUGUCAAUGAACUACCAGGACUCAACACUCUUGGUGUAGCGCUGGUUCGAAUUGACUAUGCACCGUAUGGUGGCCUAAACCCACCUCACACUCACCCUCGCAACACAGAAAUCCGUGUAGUUCUAGAAGGAACACUUUACGUCGGAUUUGUCACAUCUAACGUGGAUGGUAAUCGCCUUUUCACUAAAAUCCUAAACACAGAAGACGUGUUUGUGUUUCCAAUCGGCAUAAUUCACUUCCAACUCAAUAUUGGGAAGACAGCUGCAGUGGCUUUUGCAGGAUUGAGCAGCCAAAACUUUGGUGUGAUUACAAUUGCUAAUGCAGUAUUUGGUUUAGAUCCACCAAUCAAUCCUGAUGUUCUCACUAAAGCCUUUCAACUAGACAAGAAUAUAGUGGAGUAUCUUCAGAAAAUGUUCUAG
Messenger RNA from Tripterygium wilfordii, 723 nucleotides. RefSeq names its product germin-like protein subfamily 1 member 17. Gene Ontology annotation, cellular component: cell wall. The transcript has 3 exons. Lineage: Eukaryota; Viridiplantae; Streptophyta; Magnoliopsida; Celastrales; Celastraceae. The record is from RefSeq and is a predicted model, not a curated record. The coding region runs from base 1 to 723 and encodes 240 amino acids. Gene Ontology annotation, molecular function: manganese ion binding.